AUGAAACUUCUCUCAUCCCUUCCCCUUCUUUUGACUUUCUUCCGUAUUGCUACCCCGACUUAUUUCAAGGCAAACGGCACGCUUACCUGCGACCUACAACAAGCUUGGUGCUACUACAUCCAAAUGACCGAAGUGGACAAUUUCCGGGUGACCGACGACAAAGUCGCGUUUAGCGGAGUUCAUUGUGUGCACGGGAGAGAUGCCAACUACGAAAUAGCUGGGUGGCAGUUGGUAGACGGUUUCAGAAACUACUACUUCGAAAUUGAACUCUCAGUCACCCACAAUUGCUCUUGUCCCCGCAACAAGAGAAAGGUCACCCGAGAGGUUGCUUCUGAGUCCGUCUAUAAAUGGCGGGUGGACUACAAUUGGAAUGCCAACCUGACCCAAUCAGGCGACUUCGUUGACGACUACUGGUAA
This is a messenger RNA of Caenorhabditis remanei, 417 nucleotides long. RefSeq lists its product as uncharacterized. Lineage: Eukaryota; Metazoa; Nematoda; Chromadorea; Rhabditida; Rhabditidae. The record is from RefSeq and is a predicted model, not a curated record. Bases 1 to 417 code for a protein of 138 amino acids. The transcript has 4 exons.